AUGUCUGGAUGGAACGGUGUGCGGGGUCUCAUAGGAGCAAAUCCCCUACGAUGCGUUCGAUCUGACCAGGCGCGACACUUGCGAUCCGGCGCAACUCGAAUUCUCAGUCGAAAUCUGAGCCUCGACACCGCGACGAUAACGCUGUGCCGGCGGCAUCAACAUGAGCUCGGAAUUAAAAAGGAUCUGAUACGGGGUCAUAUACGCUCUCUAGAGCUGGGCAGGAGGCGGUUCUCCACGACCCGAGUGAGCAGACAUGGACAUCUGGAUCCACCAAAGCCGGGGGAAGAGCUCAAAGUUACGUUCAUAGACAAGGAAGGGGACAAGCACACAUUUGAGGUUGCGGAAGGCGACAACCUGCUCGAUAUUGCGCAGGCUAAUGAUCUGGAGAUGGAAGGCGCCUGUGGCGGUUCAUGUGCCUGUUCCACCUGCCACGUAAUAGUUGACUCCGAUGAAAUGUACGAUAAGAUCCCAGAGGCCACCGACGACGAAAACGACAUGUUAGACCUCGCUUUCGGCCUGACGGAAACAUCGAGGUUAGGGUGUCAGGUGAAGAUGUCCAAGGAGUUAGAUGGGUUAGUGGUGAGACUGCCACAGAUGACGCGGAACAUGCAGGCUUCGGAUUUCGAGCAGCGCAGUUGA
This is a messenger RNA of Cladophialophora psammophila CBS 110553, 639 nucleotides long. RefSeq lists its product as uncharacterized. The coding region runs from base 1 to 639 and encodes 212 amino acids. Gene Ontology annotation, biological process: positive regulation of oxidoreductase activity; P450-containing electron transport chain. Gene Ontology annotation, cellular component: mitochondrion. The transcript is spliced from 3 exons. The record is from RefSeq and is a predicted model, not a curated record. Lineage: Eukaryota; Fungi; Ascomycota; Eurotiomycetes; Chaetothyriales; Herpotrichiellaceae. Gene Ontology annotation, molecular function: 2 iron, 2 sulfur cluster binding.